CGCGACGCGCAAGUGUGAGUAACGUUUGGCGACCGGUGAGUGUUCGCACAGCGUCUGGACGCAAUGGAUUUGCUUAACCGCAUCACCGUCUUGACAACCAUAUUACUUGUUUACAAGGUUGGACUUUUUAAAUGUGAUUUCGAUUUAAAAACAAAUAAUACUACAGGAUUUAUUCAAAAUGGAGUUCAAAGAAAAGAAAGACAGUCGACACAAGUCAUAGAUUUAUCUCGUAUGUACUUGCCUCCAAAACAAGUAUUCGGCGAGCCUCAAAGUCCAAGAAACGGUUUUAAUGCGCCUAGUGGUCUUGGCAAUAACUGUGGCUCAGGAUUAUUGGGCCAAGGCAAAUUCGAACCGACCGCCUCGGUAGAAAGAUCCUAUGAUUAUGCAUCGUCAAACUCGGCCAACAGCGAAUCGAAUGGUUUAAAUCCGAAUAGGAAAAAUUCAGCAGGCAACAGUGGAGAAUAUAGUAGUUCUGGCGCUUCGGUAGAAAGCAAUUUUGGGGAAAAAAUAAAUACAAAUUACAAUAACGGUCCGUCAGACUUUUCGGGAAACAACUAUAAUUCAUUAUCGAAUGGUUCGCCUCAAAGUAGAUUUUCUCCUCUGGCCGGUCUCAACAAUGGUUAUGCACAAAACCAAAGACCCGAAGAAAAUAAUUUUGGCAAGCAACAAUCCUUUAGUGGUCCACCUGUAGACGUUGGACCUGCUUAUAAUUCAAUCGACAAAAAUCAUAGAAAUUUCACUAAAACCAAUAACAGCAGUACAGAAGGAAAUACACAACGCAACUCGUUCGACAGAGGUACCGUUGAAAGUGUUGCUAACCCGUCACAAUCAAACGUUAAAAACUUUAAAAGUGCUAAUUUCCUAUUAGGUUCAAGCGAAUAUUCAACCGGAGUUAAUGGAGGAAAUCAAGGAAACUCUGUUGGUUUUAACCAGAGUCCCGUGGCCAGCAACAACGGCCGUGAUCAAAAAUAUAGAGAAGCUGGUGGAUCAAUUGUAUUCCCCGAAGACAGUCAAAACUAUGGAAAAUCAAGUGGUGGUGGUGGUUCCUCGUCACUCACAGACAGUUAUGGUCAGUCAAAAUCGUCACAAUCAGCGAUUCCGGGUAACGGGCAAAACUAUGGAAAUAACAGAUGGGGUCAAACUUCAGAUAACAAUCCCGGCGCUUCGACAAACACAUUAAAAGCGUACAACCAACAACGGCUAACUGCAUCCUUUGAUUCGAAUAACAAAGACCAAUCGAUACCGCAACAAUUCUCUAAAAAUAUUGGAUCUAAUUAUCGAAACAUCCCAAGCUCGCCGACGAAUGUGAGAUAUAGCCAGGAACAUAGCACACCCGUCAUAGGUAAGGUCUCAGGCCGUUUACCUAACCAGUGGUUCAAUAUGAUUUUGACAAGUGCUCAACCGUCGGACAGAGCUGCCGAUAACAGCUUAAGAAAUACAAAAAAAUACUCUACUCUUGUACCGAAGGACCGAUAUAAAAAUUCAAAUAUGCCAGGACAACCCAGCAACUCAUACGAGCCAUUGAACAACAAUAUUGGUAGCGGUAGUGAGGCUAGCCCGAAUUCUUUCACGAGUUUUGUACCGGCCAGUGUGCUAAGUAUUCAGAUAUCUAAUAAUAAUUCACCAGGACAAGGAAAAAGUGUAAGCAGACUAUCGAACAAUAAUGGCGGUUAUGGAAAGCCUGGCUCAAAUUCAGAGUAUGGCGAACCUGGACCCAAUUCCUUUUCGAAUUUUGCACCUGGCAAUAUUCCGAAUAGCCAGAGCUCUAAUGCCAAUUCACAGGAACAAAGAAAAAACGCAUAUGGACCAUCUAAUAACGACGGUGGUGGUUAUGGCGAACCUGGGCCCAAUUCCUUUUCGAAUUUUGCUCCUGGCAAUUUACUAAACGGGCAGAAUCCUAGUACCAGUUCACUAGGACAAGGGAAAAAAGUGUACGGACCAUCAAACAACAAUGGCAAGCCUGGACCCAAUUCUUUUUCGAAUUUUGCACCUGGUAAUGUACCAAAUAGUCAGAGCUCUGACACUAAUUCAAUAGAACAAGGAAAAAGAGUAUACGGACAAUCCUCCAGUAACAAUGAUGGUUAUGGCGAACCUGGACCCAAUUCCUUUUCGAAUUUUGCACCUGGCAAUAUUCCGAAUAGCCAGAGCUCUAAUGCCAAUUCACAGGAACAAAGAAAAAACGCAUAUGGACCAUCUAAUAACGACGGUGGUGGUUAUGGCGAACCUGGGCCCAAUUCCUUUUCGAAUUUUGCUCCUGGCAAUUUACUAAACGGGCAGAAUCCUAGUACCAGUUCACUAGGACAAGGGAAAAAAGUGUACGGACCAUCAAACAACAAUGGCAAGCCUGGACCCAAUUCUUUUUCGAAUUUUGCACCUGGUAAUGUACCAAAUAGUCAGGGCUCUAAUACCAAUACUCUGGAACAAGGAAAAAAUGUACACGGACCAGCCAAUAACGAUGUGGGUUAUGGCGAACCUGGGCCUAAUUCCUUUUCGAAUUUUGCUCCUGGCAAUGUACCGAAUAGUCAGAGUUCUAAUGCCAAUUCGCUAGCACCAGGAAAACCCACCUAUGGACCUUUCAAUAACGACGGUGGUUAUGGCGAACCUGGGCCCAAUUCCUUUUCCAAUUUUGCACCGGACAAUGUAGGAAAUAGUCAAACCUCCAAUGACGACAGUGGUUAUGGCGAACCAGGACCCAAUUCCUUUUCGAAUUUCGCACCUGGUAGUCUUCCGAAUAGGCCAACUUCCAAUACCAAUACCCUACAACAAGGAAACAAUGUACUAGUGGCAGCCAAUAACGAUGCACCAAGUAAUUCACCCAAUUUUCAGCCAAGUUCUAGCCAAAUAGAUUGCGAUUCAAGUGAACUAGAACCUCCUGGUAAUCAACCGAGUGAUGCUGCAUUCUAUUUUUCAAGUUCAGGUUAUUAGUGUUUUACUGCAAGAGUUUGUGUAAUUUAAUAUUAGAAACUAUUACAUUAGAGGUACACUAUUAAUUGUUGAAUACGUUCUCUGUGUGUAUUUUUUUACUAAAUAGUUACCAAUGUUUGUUUUUUUUU
Molecule: messenger RNA, 3053 nt
Organism: Adelges cooleyi (spruce gall adelgid)
Lineage: Eukaryota; Metazoa; Arthropoda; Insecta; Hemiptera; Adelgidae
Product: probable cyclin-dependent serine/threonine-protein kinase DDB_G0292550
Exons: 4
Coding region: 64-2925 (953 amino acids)
Source: RefSeq, a predicted model, not a curated record